AUGGCAACUUUGCAGGUCGAAUUAUCUCUCAGUCUUUGGGAGAAGGUGCUUAUACGCGAGACAAAUGAGGCCUUUUUUGAAGAGCUCGGCGCGCUCUACCCCCAGGAAACACCUGUUAGCCAACAAUGGGUUCGAAAUAACUGGAGCUGGGCCACUCAAGUUUUGAUUCAACUGAGAGAUUCAUGUAAUGACUUGGACGAUGAAGAAAAUGCGAUACAUCAGAAGGACCCUCAUCGAACGUGGCAAGUUCUACGAAACAAGCUUUCAUCCCGAAUCCAGACAGGUACAUCCUCGGACAGCUACAGCUGCCGCUCCAGAACGCGACAAUUUCUCGAUACCAACAAGAACCUAGAGCCACUCAUCUCUCAACAACAGCUCCCAUUCAUCGCCUCAGACUGCAUCCAGCUCACGAAGCAAGAUAACCAAGAUUGGCAAUCUAUUUGGGACUUCUCCAAGUUCAUCAAAACCAAUCACCCCCGACUGCGUGGUCUUCACUGUUCCAUUGGUGACCGAGAAGAACUAGAGCAGCGGUUUUCCACGAUAAACCCUCCACAGAAUGUCGAAGAGGCAGAUCUUAUCAGUCAAAAGAGCCAUGGUAAUCUUGAGGCUAUCGAGAUGAAUAUGGUGCACGAAUAUCCUGCUUUUGAUGUUUGUUCCAUGGUUCGGACCGUCGCUUCAUACUGUCGGCAAUCGCAAAUAAACCUUCCAGAGGAACUGGCGCACCUACAUCGAGAACUGUAUAGUUUCAUCGAUGAGUUGGAAUACAUCCCGAUCUCAGAGUUGCGUUUAGAGGGCGACCUCGCCCAGAAUCCGGUGGCAUCAUGGCUUCCAAGAAAGAGCUGUCCGCUAGAUCAUCAUCUUUUUACCGAGGAGGAGGUAUUCAAAUACUGCAUCGAGGCCAGGUUUGAGUUUCCAGGGUACCGUGAUCAAAAUGGCAUCAUUUUUGAAGCGACAGAACUAGACAAGAACCAGCUUUGCAAGUCUAGAAAGGACCUAUCUAUCUUGUGGAAUGAUUGCGGUUUUACGUUUGAUCCAGCUGAGAACCGGAUCUACUUGCUGCAAACCCGUCCAGGAAUAAAAUUUCGAGAACUCCAGAAACGCUUCAGCUUGGAUACUGCCCGCAAAUACUUUAGGAUGAUCACUGAUGCAGUUCGACUGAAUGAGCUUCAAACGCUUGAAAGCGUUUUGCAAGUCAUGGACCUACAGGAUUCCCAUCUUAAAACCUAUGACGGCCUCGUUGAGAUCAUCCCGUUCCAGGACAUCAGCUUUUCCGAAGAAACAGACGACACUGGACACAGCGGAGCCAUUCGUUUUGGAGGAUGGCAUGUUCCGCAAGGAGCAAGACUUCAAAACCCCGACGGAGAAGUCAUCCCAGUCGCUCUGAAACUGGUUUGGGGAUCUGAAUACCCAGAUCGGGACCGUAAAAAACGUGAGCUUAAGAACAGCAUUGUCACGCUCACGGAUGCGCCUAUAGCUUCCAUACGACUCGUUGGGAUCACAAUCAAUCCCAAGUCAAAUGAGACUUUUCUAGUUUUCGAGAAAGCAAAGGGUGUACCGGCGUUUCUAGAUGAAGCACUUCUUAACAAUGGGAAAGACUGGGAUCUAAUAACAGAACUUUUCAGAGACGCUGCCGACAGCCUUAAAAUAAUCCAUCAGCGUAAACUCUUGCAUCGCGACAUACACAUGGGAAACGUAAUGAUUCAUUACGUUCCUUGUCCUAAUGAUCCAUUCGACCCUGAGUACGCUGAACUUGUCAUCAUUGACCUUGGAGAGGGCAAAGACAUGACAAGCCGUGCCUGGCUUACGCCAAAUACAUACGGAAAUGCUGAUUACCGGGCUCCAGAGGUCAUUUCAGGUCGCCAGUACAGCAUUAAAUCCGAUGUUUUUGCCGUUGGAUAUCUGAUGACUGAGAUAUUAGAGAUCAGGUCGACGAAGGCAGGUGAUGAUCAAGUCCCUCAAGUACUUUGGAACAUAGUCGCUAGUUGUCUUCAGAAGGACCCUGAUCGUAGACCAAAAGCUCACGAGCUUGCUGCAGACGUUGAGAGACUGCGCGAUGGCUUCUUCGUGGUGCCGGAGAAGAAGGAAGCGGCGGUGAGAGGAGAGGUGGUCUUGAAUGGCCCAUUUAACUUUAACUCUCGAAGGUAA
Molecule: messenger RNA, 2145 nt
Organism: Fusarium falciforme
Lineage: Eukaryota; Fungi; Ascomycota; Sordariomycetes; Hypocreales; Nectriaceae
Product: Protein kinase domain-containing protein
Exons: 6
Coding region: 1-2145 (714 amino acids)
Biological process (GO): protein phosphorylation
Molecular function (GO): ATP binding; protein kinase activity
Source: RefSeq, a predicted model, not a curated record